AUGUCCUUUCUUCUCCAAUGCCUCAAAGGCACUGAAUCAUUGUUGACAUUUUAUAAUGAUAAAAUUCCCAAUAUCAUUACUGAGUUAGAAGGUAAAAUAGGUAAGGGCUCUGGUGUUGAUGGAUUUCGCUCCGCCAUUGGGAUUUUGCAGCAAGGGCUGCGGGGGUAUGAGAGUGUUUUAUCUACAAGAACGGAUGGAGUUACAUCCGAAUUAACUUCACUUAUAGCCACCAUUAAAGCACUAAACACUGAUUUUAAUAAUAAGUCUAGUGUUAAUUUAGUUAGCCAGUUAGAGAGGGUGUCGACUCAGGCCGCUGAGUGUUCGCUGAAGGCCAGGGAAGCGGAAGAUGCGAGAGAGGCUUUAGACGAGACGCUUAAGGGUAAGUUGAAAUGUAGCGUAACAUCGGUUUUGCAGGCUGUCGACGGUUUCCAGAGAAGUGCGGACGAUCCGGGAGUGAAUUGGCAAGCGGCGGAAGUGGACAGGGAGUUGGAGGAGCAGAGGGAAGCGAUAGCAAAAUCUGUAAAUGACGAGACAAGAAAAUUACAGGAGAGGUUGAGGAGAGAGUUUGGAGAAAUCAGUAAUGGUAUCAAGGGUCUAUGUCAGCACAAAGAUGCGCAAUUCAAUUUGGUCAAGGAGGUUCUGCAGGAUGCGAAAACGGAGGCCAACAUUUUAGCGAAAGAGUUCGACACAGAAUAUAGAAAACCGAUAUUAACCCAUUUCGAAAAAAUAACUGCAGCGCUGAAAAACGUUAAUCCGAAGGGAUCAUCUUCUAAGCGCGGUACGUCCAAGCUUCUCUUGGAGGUUAAUGGCAUUACGAAGGCAAUUGACGCCGUUGGAACACAUAUUGCCGACCAUGUUGGCAAUUUGGGCAUGUGGAAUAGGGAGGCCGGGAAGGUGAUUACCAAGGCCAGCGAGAAGUGUGAGGAGAUACUGAAGAGGGUUUCGAAAGGUAAUGAUAAAGAAGCGAUUAUUUUUAAGGAAGCGGGUGAUUUAAAAACGAAAGGCAUCAAACUCAGGGAGGCGGCAAGUAGUGCUGUAGAUAUGGUGAAGGCUAAGGUAGAAGCUGCGCAAAAGGCGCUGAAGGAGUUGGAUACAGACCUUAAGAAAGAUUUGAAUGAUCUAAAACUGGGAAUUAAAAAGUACAUCGAGGACUACUUUUCAGCGUUACAUAUAGCUGCACAUAAGAGUGAUAGUUUUAGUCUUGGUAGAGUACUGAAUCCGUUGGGAUCAGCAAGUCGGCUGCGGGAUUGGCUUGACGAGUUCGCUAAGAAAGGCUCAAAUGGGCAGCCCGCAUUUCCAGAUGUUGUCAAGGGUCUACAUUUUCUAAGGACCAGAUCAAAGAAUGAGAGAGCUAAUGACAUGUCUGCUUACACAUCUGUGUUCAAAGAUAUAAAUGAUAACGUGGAAAUGCGGUUGCCGGAGAAUUCUAAAACAAGUGAGAAAGUGUCCCUUGAUAAUUUCCCCAGAUACCCUACCCACUUUAAACGAGCUGAACACGGAACAACUGACUCAACUGGCACUGCAUCCGGGAACGUUCCAACGGCAAUCAAGGCAGUUGUAGACGACGGUCUGAAAGACCUGACUACCACUGGAGACAUCCAAAGCAUCUUGAGCAAAGCAACUAAUCCUUUUGACAGUGCCUUCAACACAGUUUUGACGCAGCUCACGGACAUUACUGAACUUAUUACUGAGAAGACAAAUGGUGGCAUAUUAGAAUACGAUGGAGAGAUGAACAAAAAAGGCGUCAAGACUCUUUUGGAGGAGCUUGAGAAUGGACUAAGUAAAGCUGUUUUGGGCACAGCAAAGGGUCUUAAGUUAAUACAAGAUGAAAUUAGAACGUUGUAUGUCACAGAGUUUAAGGACAUCGGCACAAUUCAUAAAACAAUCAAUAAGGUGGUCGAGACAGUUAAGAUUCUGGAACCUGUGCCAGCCACUGUAAACAAUUCUCAGAAAGAAGCAGAGAAGCUUAUGGGACUAUUGGAGAAUAAAAUUAAAUCUGUUGAACAGGGUAUUGAAACAAUUUGUGCAAAAGUCAAGGUGGCGGAGACGUCUCUGGAUGCGGCUAUUACAACUUUAAGCAAAACACUAUCGGCAUCCCAUGUACAACUAUAUGAUGAGACCGAAGCGCUUAAGAACAAACUAACCAAUACAGUCUCCUCCGCCUUCUCCACCCUCACCUCCCAAGUCCAAUCCCUCUUCGCGCGGCAGAAGCAGGCCGAGCUCACGCAGCUGCAGAGCGUCGUCGACGCGCAGUUGAGGGAGAUUAACAGGGUUAUUGAGCAGGAUAAGGCGACGGGGGUGAAGGGAUUUUUGGGGACGAUGAAAGACAAAUUUCUCGCAGAAUUCAACGAAAUCACAAAAUUCACCUUACCGUCUGAUAAAGUUGAAGCUCCGGAAAAAUCUCCGAUGAGCCGGACGGCGUUAAGAUUUAAGAUAGCUCUUGAUUACCUGUUCCAUUACAUUGAAGAGCAGGUGAAGACCCCGGUGCCGAAUAAGGAUGCGGAGGCAAAUGAUCAAUCCAGAAAGGUCUCCGAACUCAAAACACAACUAGACACUUUGCUCGACCACAUUAAAGAUAAGUACCACUAUGACCGUAAAUUUAGAGAAUUAUUAGAGUCACUUAUAGAUUUCAUGAACACAUUCUGUUUUGAUAAGUUAGCACCCAUCGUCAACCCAGCGUUGCUAGACCUGCUGAAAAGUGGGAUCAAUGAAUUCACCAAGCAACUUAGCUAUGCAUACGUCUCACGUUACUCGCAGCUGACCAUCCCGUGGAUGAAAAAGGCACACGCAGCAGCAGAACCAAAAUUAUCAUCCGAAGCACUUCAAUGUGCUAAAGCAUGUCUGACUGUAAUCCCUAUCGUCUUCGAGGACAUCAAUGACCUUGUCCUAGGCGUCGAUGAGAGAGGCUGGGACACGCAACAGAUAAAUUUACAUGUUGAAAACCUCGGAGAUUACUUUGAUUCCCGCGGUUACGAAGUGGCCACAGAGUCUGAGAAACAGGACGCAGAGCUGCAAAAUGCUAGAAAAAUGACCGGCGAUCAAAUUGUGAACAAGCUUGUUGUUUUGCUUAAAGGUGGCAAAAGGAAUCUUCUAGAUGACCUGAGCGACAUGCUCGGCACAUAUUACCAAGUCUGCCACCUCUCCACUUUCUCUGCAAGUAAACAACCAUGCAGUGUCUACGAGCACCUCUGCUGGUUGUCCGGCCUUCCGUGCAAUUCCGUUUACGGUGACCUGUUACGUGAAGGCAUUGGCAACCUGCUUGAGGACCCGAAUAAGGCACUUGCCGACGAGAAUAACGGCCUCGAUAUAUCCGUAUUUAACAUGGAAGCCUUUUACCUCGAUGCAUACCCCAAGCGAAUCACAUAUAAAGAUAUCGAGGCGGUGCUGCACCAUAUCUGUUCCACGUCCUACGAUCUUCUCACUUGCAUCGCUGGCACUGGUAACGCCGAGACUAUCUACGGCAUCGAGUUUUGCAACAACUCCCAUAAUCUCAAAUAUCCCAGUGCAGGUGACGAAUGUCUCCAGAUGCUCCUCGACGUUCUACGUAGGUUACUACCUCCACUUAGGUUCAUGUUUGGUCAGUGCACUAAUCGGGCAUCUGAUUUCGGUUGGGCCGACUGUUGGUACGGCAAAGCUGUCAAUGCUUCAAAUUGGCAAUGUAAGGAGCACCCAAACACUAAACCAAUUGGCCAACCAAAAGGUCAACCAAAAUCAGAACCAAAUUGCCAACCUAGAUCACCAUUAAUGAGUUACCUAAAUGACUCUCUUCCCGGUCACCUACCGCACCACCUUAGUUCCAUCGGUUGUAGAGCUACAUGUUCGACGUGUCCUUCAACAUCCAUGAAGGGUAUGCCCUGUCUGACGCCACUCGGGUUUAAAACAUUCUCCGGAAAUCCAAAGACGGGCAACGACCUAUGUAAGGUGCUGGGCAGAUUCUUUGGCAACCCCUAUCUUUCAUCGCUCUUCUGCCUUGGUCCCAGACCACCGUCUACUCUCCCAGAACACAUUGGCUUUGCGUUGUCACUAGUGAAGAAUUGGGAAAAGCCGCCUGGUUAUGAUAAUAACCCUAUACACAAUGGAAUUGCCGGAAAAGCUGCAGAGCUUUCCAUAUACCAAUAUUCUCAUGACGGUCCCCUGUUUGGUGCACUGGUAGAUGCAUACGGUUAUCAGCCGCCCAAAGCAUCCACUCACUCCGACCCUGAUCACGCUGACCUCUACAGUCUGUGUCUGGCGAAGAACAUUAUACCGUGUUCCGGGUCCAAAGGGAAAUGCGCCAGGUACCUCUCUUCACUAUGUGCUGAUUAUUACCAAUACGCUGCUGUUAAGAAUUGUAGUCUCCUGUUGUCGUGGGCUGUAUACCUCCCAUGGAAAUUCCAUGAUUGCCUCAAAAAUCUACUCGAUGCCUUCUGCAACAUCGUCUGCCAGGACUGGGGUUGCGGCGGAUGCCUAAAAAGUGGCAAGUGCAAACGUGGAGAGCACGGUAGCAGCGACGAAAAAACCAAGAAAUCGCAUUGUUCAUGUGACUCCAUUGUGUCAUGUAGAGGUGUCUCACCAACAUUGCACAGUUAUGGAUUUACGUUCGGCAACGCAGUCGCUCUAAAUCGGUCAAAAACGGAAAUAAAGUGUUCCGAUUUCUGCCAACAAUUAAAAAAGGAUGCCAGGAGGGAAGCCUUGAAGGAAAUUGAUGCCCGUCGUAUCUCUCUUGGUCAGCUUGCUGGACAGCUUUCGGGUUUUAUUGGCGGGAGUGGAGAAAUCCAGAAAGCUAUUUUGAAUGGUUUGCAGAGUAACGUAAAUCAGCUUGAAAAGCUUUUAAAUAAAUCUUGCGGAGGGGAGGGGUGUGAUUGUGAUAAGUAUCCUGAGAAGUUCAGUGAGGGACUUAAAAAGCUUAGUGCGGAACUUGAGAAAGAAAUUAAACAAAUUGAGGAAAAUAAAGAUCAUAGAAUAAUUUUUGAUGGGUUUCAAACUCAUGUAAAUGCGGUGAAUGGGAAAAUUCAUGAAAAACAUUCGGCUAUUGAAAAGACAAUUAAGCCACUUGAAGCUUCUAAAAAAGAAUAUGAACAGAAAAAAGAGUCUUUCCCUGAGAAAGAUUCCAAAUCCCUUCAGUCUCAUAAUGCCUCCAAGGAGUCUCUCAAGACACUGAAUCAGCUUUGUCAAUAUGCUGAGUCACUGAAAACUCAUAAAAGUGGAGACUGUGAAAAUAUUCUUAACAAUUUCUGUUCCGGCCUUGAGACCUUCCUAGGCUUCAACUCCGACUCCAAAGGCUACGAUGGCUCCGGCAUCGUGUACUCUGACCUCGACAGGCUGUGCGACGGGGUGAUGUCCUUUCUCCUUGAAUGUCUUAAGGGCAGUAGAGAUCUUUUACAUCAUUAUUUUCCUGAUAUUACAAGGACAAUUAGUGAGUUAGAAGGUAAAAUAGGUAAGGGCUCUGGUGUCUUAGGAUUUGCGCAGGCCAUUGGGAGAGUGCAGCAGGGGCUGCAGGGGUAUGAGAGUGGCAUGGAGGAGAGGAUUAAUCGUUUUAAAAGUUGGUAUGACGCAAUGAUGAAUACUGAAAUAAAGGAUUUAAAAGGCGAAAUGUCAACAUUUCAUGAUAAGAACCUUGAAGAUCAGUUGAAAGCUGUGUCCUCCAAGGCAAAGAUGUGUCUUCACAGGGCAACAUUCGGCGAAAAAUCAAAAAGUGAACUCGAUGAAAAAUUGCGUGAAAUGCUUGAUAAACCUGUAAGUUUAAUCAAACAGGCUGCACACGAUUUUAGGGAAAUUAAUGAAAAUGGCCUGCUUAACCAUCAGGCAAGGGCUGUGGACACGGCACUUCAGACCCAGCAAGCUGCCUUAAACAACGCUAUAAAUACUGGGUCCCAAAAGUUUCAAAACACUGUAGGUGGUGAAUUUGACAAGAUAAGAAGUAGUUUGAAUGACCUGAAAGAAAAUACUUUAAAGACUGAAAUGCAAAAGGUGAGGAGUGCAGUGGAGGACGCGAAGGUAUUUGUACAAGACUGUAUAACGGAUUUUGAUAAAAUAUAUGAACACAAUAUUCUGAAUGAGUUCAACAGUAUCAAUCAACAAAUGACUGAUAUCACUAAAUCAAAUAAAAGCGUAAAAUAUGAAUCAAAAUUGUUCGAAGAGGUCGAGAAACUUAACAAGGCGGUAUUAGAGUUGGAAAAGCUGUAUCAGGGAAAAUUGGUGGAUGUCAAAAAGAAAGUUGACAAGGCGUGUGUUGGCGGAGCUUACGAAAUUGAUGACCACCUGCGCACGGAUUUGGAACGAGUGCGAGGGGAUAUAAAACUGCAGAUUGAUGGUUACAUCGACAAACAGGUUGAUGCUAUUCUGAAAGCGGCGAAGAAGGCAAAUACUGUAAUUCAGGGUAGUAAGUUGAAAGAGUUGUUCAAUUCUAUGCAAGGAUCAACGGCUGGAAAUAUUGUAGAUGCACUAAGAUCUUUAAAUAGUGAACUCAAGCUAAACAGUGGUUCACCAAUUCCCGAUCCAGAUACCCUCCACCUGAUUAGAAACCUUAAGACUGAUAUAGAGAAUACGCUUAAGAAAGUUAUAACGGAUCCUAAAGAAAAUAUAAAGAUCAACGAGAGCUUCAUGAACCAUUAUUACGUACAAACUAUGAAAGAAGAACGUCGAGAAGGUGCGCUUAGAACAAAAAUCAAGCAGAUUAAAGGGAAGUUUGGCGGCGGCUUCCAAGGUGACGGAGAAAACACAAAGAUACAUUUGGAAACACUUGAAGGAUACAAUACUCCGCCAAGCACAUCCAGCUCCAGUGAAGGCGCCAAGCCUGCGUAUAACAAGGCGGUCGCCAGUGUGAAACAAAUGGUUGACAAAAUGGAACGGCUUCCAGAAUUCGUUGAACAGCGUAAGCUGGCAGCCCAGAAAAUUAUGAAAGAUAUUAAAAUACAAUUCACCACACUGCAAGGCAAGAUUGAGAAUAUUGAGGAUAGUGUUAGUACAGCCGAUAAUGGGUUACAAAGGGCUAUUGACGCGCUUAGUAAAGCCGUGGAACAAUCAAGGGUGUCCACAAUUAGUGAUUCUGAAAUACGUAAAGGCACACUCCUCUCCCAAGUCCAACAAUCCUUCUCCACCCUCACCUCCCAAGUCCAAUCCCUCUUCGCGAAGCAGAAGCAGGCCGAGCUCACGCAGCUGCAGAGCGUCGUCACGGAGCAGUUGGAGAAGAUAGAAGAGAUAAUCAGGGAGGAUAAAUCAACAGGGGUGAAGGGUUUUUUGACGAUAUUAAGAGAGGGGAUGUUUGAAAAUUUCCUGAGUAGGUCGCAUCCUUUAAAAGAUGGCAUGAAACUAUCAGAGUUGGCUGUACAAGCUGUAAUUUGUUUUGAGGGUCUGUUUGAAUAUUUUGAUGAAGAAUUGACACCAAAGAACUCCCGACUUGUACGUACAUUGCAUUCUCAGUCUACAGGUCCUCAUGCUGCUAUGGUUGAGAACAUCAGAAGUGUUCUCAACGCCUUGCUUGGUCACUUAAUAAAUACUAAACUUAAAACAUAUGACUUUGACCACACCUUUAGAGAGAAAGUACAUGAGCUCACAGUGUCGGUAGGCGCCUUAAGCGCUAAAACGUUCGGCGAGGGAAGGAAUCCCGAGCUGCUGAACAUCUUUAAGAGUGGCAUGUUGGCCUUUACCACUGAACUCGGCCACGCGUACGUUAACGCUUAUAGCGGUAAACACUUUGUAGGUGACUUAGUAACCAAGUCUACUGAACAACCCACCGAACAAGUCCUUUCCACCGAGGGCCGCAACUGCGCCAAGGUCUGCCUGACCAUACUGGAGACGGUGAAUAGUGGGCUGAAAGGGUUGCGGAAGGGAUGUAUUAAGAGUGGUAGCGGUAUGCAAAUCAAUUUAUCGAAUGGCCUAGGAAAAGCCUUCCAACGACUAGGCUACGAUGUUGCCUCUAGUCCAACCACCCAGGACGGUGAGUUACGUAAUAAGAAGGGUUUCACCGGUGAGAACAUUUACAGUGAUCUCCUUGUCUACAAACAUAAUACUGGAAAAGGUGAUAAAACAUAUCAACUCGUCAGCGACGAUGACGACAACAAGGAGAAGAAAGAUAAACAUGGUGUCAUUAGACAGCUCAACACCCAUCUUGGCAGAUAUUACUACGUCUCUCACUACUACAUUCCUCCGAAUCCGAAAUCACCAAGUAACAUCUAUCACUUGUUACAAUGGCUCCUCGGUUUAUACUUUAAUCCGAUUUAUAGUACGCUUGGUGAGUACUUCAAGGAAUUGUUUGAGAAGCCCGAAAAUUAUAAAGAUAAGAAAUAUUCCGAAAUUGAUGAAAGCCAACUUAGCUUACUUGCCACCACAACAAUUAGACCAAAGACAUUAAAAGACACACUCCGAUUGGUGUGUUUAGACUCCGCAGACACUCUGAUCGCCUUUCUAGGCCACGGCCAUCCUGACGGCCGAUAUGCCGUUGACUUUUACACAAACACCGACGGUUUGUCGUACCCUAGCAACGCCGGUCAAUGUUUUGACAUGUUGGUAGAUAUAUUGAAUAGAGUGUUUUAUCAAUUGCGUUUCUUAUGUACCCAGUGUUCCAACAGCCGUAGUCGUGGUGGUUGGCAAGACUGCCACUAUGGCCAGGGAGUUGGCGGUUCAUCAUGGAACUGCAACACCAUGCAGUGCCCCAACCAAAUAGCGAACCAAAACGGAAACCAAAGCUCUGACCAAAACUGCGAGCAACCAUGUAAUCAACAUCCCAAGUGCGGCAUCAAAUCACCACUGCAGUCGUUCCUUGAAGACGGCCUUGUCGGCUUCUUGCCGCAUCAGUUCACGAAGCCAGGUUGUAAGCUGGAAUGUACUGUGCCCAAUCAUAGAGGCAAGCCGUGUCUCACUCCCAUGGGAUUUGCAGACAUUGGUACAGUUGCUUCGCGUACAAAGGACGGUGUCUAUCUCUGGAAAGCACUUUACAGUUUCUGCGGUCCAGAUUCUGACCUCCGUAAACUGUGUUGUCAGCUCAAUUGUCUACUUCGCAGACCGCCGCAAACACUCGGUGAUAUGUUUGCGUUUUACUACCAAUUCCUUCAGAAUUAUAGUGUCGAGGGAAGAAAGCAUAAAAAAGAUGCAUUUGAUGAAGCUGUCAGAAAAUCCAACUUCGGAGACGCCAAAACAGAGCUGGACUUUGUGUCCAUACAAGGCACCAAGUCGCAUUCUGAUAAGCAUUCCCAAGGUGAUCUCUUCAGUCUUACAGACUGUGAUUCUAAGUUAGAAUCCGGCCUGCCCUGCGGGCCAUAUUUAGCUUCAAUAAGUGAAGACAUCAGGUCGGUAUAUUCUAAGGAGCAUGCCGGCAACUAUCUGUCGUGGAUCGUAUAUCUUACCCAAACGUUUUAUGAUCUACUUAAACAACUAUGUGAGCAGUGUUGUAAUAAAUGCAAUAAGCAGGGCAUCAACUGCCGUGGUAAGAAAUGUGGUAAGGACUGCACAGUAAAGUAUACUGAUGGAGCAGACAUCAAGCAACUAGAAACUCAGGAGCACCGUGAUGACUGCCAAUCAAUUCUGAAGUGCCCAGAUACGCACCCAACACUGUAUACAUAUGGCUUCACAUUCGGUAGUCCUCAUGAAUUAUCCGGUGGAAAAGGAGAGGAUAAAAUACGCACAUGUCAAGAUUUAUGCGAGGCGCUGGAAAAUGUAUGCCAUGGAAAAUCACUGAUUGCAGAUUUAGUAAUUAACAAGAUACCUGAAUACUUAUGGAACAUAAGAUCUAAAUUCUCCUACCUCUUGCUCACCCUCUGGUCGCUCUCGCUCCUGUACCUGCUGCACAUCGCCGUCGUCCGCCUCGACGUCCUGAGGAUACGCUCCCACCUGCGAUCACCCUCAAGCCACCGCAUCGCCGCGCAGUCGCUGCUCGCCGCCGCACGCGUCAGGGCACUCGCCAACGUCAAGUACUUCUCACCAAUCAGCCUCACGUGA
Molecule: messenger RNA, 9915 nt
Organism: Babesia ovata
Lineage: Eukaryota; Apicomplexa; Aconoidasida; Piroplasmida; Babesiidae
Exons: 4
Coding region: 1-9915 (3304 amino acids)
Source: RefSeq, a predicted model, not a curated record